GGAGAGGAGCCUUCUGUUAGUCACUACAGUGCUACGGGAGUCCGUGUACCCGCAGCUCUUCUAAGAGAUGCGGACGGACGGCUCCGAUUACCGGUACAAAAGCCAGAAACCGCUACAAACGGUAGAGGGUUUUUUAGCCCGUACAGACCUUUAAAAACCGGUACUGUACCGGCUAAAUCGGUACAGUUGGAGGCUAUGCAUGCGCAGCAGCUGUCUCUUAUUUUACACUGACAGAGCCGGAUGCUGGCUGAUUGUACACUAGGGGGAGCUCAUCUCAGGAAGUGGGAGAGCUGGUCAGAUGAGGCUCCAGUCCACAGACUCUGCUGCAGCAGCAAACAGCAUCGCCGUGGUUACCAGCCAGGGACCCGUUGUGUCACUUCCGCAGGAAGUGACAUACCCGGAAGUGAGGGAGGCGGAGCCAGGUAUGCUGGGACUGCGGUGAUGUGCAGUGGGAAGUCUCCUUGGAUGAUGGUAAAAUUUGAUGAUGUGGCAGUCUAUUUCUCCAAAGAAGAGUGGAGAUAUUUAAACAAAGGGCAGAAGAAAUUGUACAAAUACGUGAUGAUGGAAAAUUAUCAGAUGCUCUGCUCAGUUGGCGGGGUAAAUAUUAAACCAAAGCUGAUAUCUGCUCUGCAGAGAGGAAAGGAGUUGUGGUAUUUCCAGGGUGAUCACAAAGGAGGAAAACAAAAUACUUAUAUAAAUACAUGUACAGGAUCUUCAAAGAUUAUAAAUUCCAGAAACCCAAAUGAAAUGUGCUCUGCAGAAUAUAGAGUGGAAGGCUCAUAUUCACAUAGAGAACAAGUGUCAAACAAAGCAUUCAAAGUAAAGAAGGAAGAAAACCAUGCAAUACUACAGAGAAUUAUAUAUAGGAGGUAUAUGAACAGUGCAUGUGUAUGUUUGUAAUCUCAUUAUCUUACUCAUUAGUUGUGGUGGUGGUGGUUGUUGUUGUUGUUGUUGUUGUUAUUAUUAUGCAACUGCUAUGCUCCGCUAUAAAAUGUGUUGUUUAUGUCA
Molecule: messenger RNA, 1008 nt
Organism: Pseudophryne corroboree (corroboree frog)
Lineage: Eukaryota; Metazoa; Chordata; Amphibia; Anura; Myobatrachidae
Product: zinc finger protein 324B-like
Exons: 5
Coding region: 241-900 (219 amino acids)
Biological process (GO): regulation of DNA-templated transcription
Source: RefSeq, a predicted model, not a curated record